Messenger RNA from Adineta steineri, 1059 nucleotides. The record is from the annotation of a GenBank genome assembly. Lineage: Eukaryota; Metazoa; Rotifera; Eurotatoria; Adinetida; Adinetidae.
AUGUCGUCGAAACAAAUUAACAUAUUCUUGACUGGCGUUACCGGUUACAUUGGAGGUUCCCUUUUGGUUAAUCUUCUUCAACAUCCAAAUGCCUUGAACUUCAAAAUAACCGCUCUGAUUCGCGGUGAUGAAAGUAGAGUGAAAAAACUUGCGUCACUCGGAGUUACUCCUCUGAUCGGGUCGAACGAUUCACACGAUAUUAUCGAAAAAGCAGCAAGUGAAUCACAUGUCGUUAUUCAUCUGUCCAAUUCGGCUGAUGAUCUUCCGUCAGUUAAAUCGAUUCUUAGUGGUUUGAACAAACGAACUCAGAUAACAGAAAAACCAGUUAUUUUGAUCCAUACUAGUGGUACUGGUGUUCUUGCUGAAGAUGUUCGUGGUAAAAAAGGAUCGAAUAAAGUCUAUAGUGAUCUUGAUCCUGAUCAGAUCAACAGUUUACCCGACGAACGGAUACAUCGGAAUGUCGAUCUCUUAAUAAUCGACGCAGCUAAAGCCAAUCCUCAACUGAAGAGUGUCAUCGUCCUUCCACCCGUCAUUCAUGGCAUUGGUACUGGGCCGUUCAGUCGCGAUACCAUGGUACCUUCGUUACUGAUCCGCACCGCCAUCAAACAAGGCAAAGUACAAAUGAUUGGACCAGGUGAAUCAGCAUGGAACAGUGUUCAUAUUGCCGAUUUAAUCGAUGCAUACAUUAUUCUUCUCGAUCAACUUCUCGCUGUCUAUGGACCUGAUGCCAAACCUAAUGCGAAGUCCUCUCCAUAUUUGACUACAGGACGUGAAGCUUACUAUUUUACUGACGACGGACUCUAUUCGGGACGAGAAGUCUUUGAAAAAAUUGGUGUAGUUCUUCACAAAAAGGGUGUUCUCAAAUCAUCCGAAGUCACUAGCUAUACUGAUGAUGAAGUAAAAAGUAAUCCAUUUGGUCCAUUUAGUUGGUUUGUGGCAAGUUAUUCGAAUUCCAAGUCUGAAAGAUUACGUAAAAUGGGAUGGAAACCACAUCGACCUAGUCUGCUCGACAGUCUUGAAGAAGAGGUGGAUGCUCUGAAGAAUGAUACGAAGAAUUGA